GUACAGCAUUAAAGAAAGUUACAGACCCUCUCUUGGCGGCUCCAUGAGGUACACGGGGAACUUGAAUGUCCCCGGAAAAUCAUCAACCACCUUAUCGUCUUCAUCCUCGUCGAAUUACUUCACCGAUAACACUAUCCUGCCUGGGAGACUCUCUGUUGAUGAGAACGUGUUCUGCAGAAGACCUUCAAGGAAAGAUUCAGAUGUAUUUUCCACUGAUCAAGUUCAUACCCACGACUCAGAAUCUGAGUACAGCAACAGAUCAAGUCCCUCCGUCAGUUUCCGGAAACCAUCCAUGGAAGUUUCGUCAAAGUACUUACAGGAAAUUCCAGCCAGGACUAGAAGAGGGACACCUACUUCGAAUCCAGCAUCAGCAGAUAGUUCUCCAAGAACAAAGAAAUUCAGCAUCAAGAAUGCGAUCAGGAGGGCUAAUUCUCUAACAGGAUAUGGCAGUGCUAUGUCACAGUGGGCACUGUCGCCGGGGAGGUCAGGUUCACCACCAGUCUCUGUUGAAACCAAGUCAAGACCCAUGUCAUUUUCAAGCUCCAGCUUGAAGCCACCUACCAGUCCUUCGAAAGCAAAAGGUGUGGAGAAGUUACUGAAUCUGGGGUUAAUGGAGUUGUUUAAGAGCAAGAGAUCUUCUUCUUUGCCAUUUGAUGUUGAGAGUGUUCAUCAGCUAAGGAUUCUCCAUAAUAGAUUGAUUCAAUGGCAGUUUGCCAAUGUCAGAGCUGAUUCUGUGAAUCUCAAGUUAAUUACUCAAGUAGAGAAAAAUUUGAUAUUUGCAUGGGAUAGUUAUACAAAGUUGCAACAUUCAGUGGUACAGAAGAAAAUCAAACUUCAAAAGGAAAAGUUGGAGAUGAAGCUGGACUCUAUAUUUCGGUCUCAAAUUAAACGUUUGGAAGCUUGGGGAGAUAUAGAAAGACAACACCUAGGAGCUCUUUCGAUGGCCAAAGAGAGCUUACACUCUGUUGUUUGCAGAGUACCUCUUAUCGAAGGUGCAAAGGUGGAUUUGCAAUCAGCUUCAAUAGCGGUCAGACAUGGGUCUGAUCUCACAGUUUCCAGUAUGUCGAUGUUGAGCAGCUUUUCUUCCUUGGCUGAGAGGACUGUUUGCUUGAUUUCAGAACUAGCAAAAGUGGUAUCACAAGAAAAAUUACUGCUAGAGGAAUGCCAUGAACAUUUCAGAACCAUAUCUCAAUUAAUGAUUCAAGAAAUGAGUUUGAAGAGUCAAAUCAUUCAAAUGGGAUUAUCAUAGCAGCAACAAUUGCAGAAGAGUGGAGACAGGAACAAGAAAGGUCAAAUUACCCAAUUAGUUUCCGAUAUUCG
Messenger RNA from Carica papaya (papaya), 1320 nucleotides. RefSeq names its product QWRF motif-containing protein 3-like. Gene Ontology annotation, biological process: spindle assembly. NCBI's taxonomy places the organism in Eukaryota, Viridiplantae, Streptophyta, Magnoliopsida, Brassicales, Caricaceae. The record is from RefSeq and is a predicted model, not a curated record. Gene Ontology annotation, molecular function: microtubule binding. Gene Ontology annotation, cellular component: cytoplasm; nuclear microtubule.